AGCCCGUUGAGGGCGCCGCGUCAGCUGAUCGUGGAGUGGCCUUGCGUGCGGGCUGGUCGGGGUUCUACGGUCCCAUCGCCCCCUCCGCAGCCAUGUCGUCCUUCCCAGAGCUCUAUUUCAACGUGGAUAAUGGCUACUUGGAAGGGCUGGUACGCGGCCUAAAGGCAGGGGUGCUCAGCCAGGCGGACUACCUCAACCUGGUGCAGUGCGAGACGCUCGAGGACCUGAAGCUGCAUCUGCAGAGUACUGACUACGGCAACUUCCUGGCCAAUGAAGCGUCUCCGCUCACAGUUUCUGUCAUCGAUGACCGACUCAAGGAGAAGAUGGUGGUGGAGUUCCGCCACAUGAGGAACCACGCCUACGAGCCCCUUGCCAGCUUCCUGGACUUCAUCACUUACAGCUACAUGAUUGACAACGUCAUCCUGCUCAUCACUGGCACGCUGCACCAGCGCUCCAUCUCCGAGCUGGUGCCCAAGUGCCACCCGCUAGGGAGUUUCGAGCAGAUGGAGGCUGUGAACAUCGCGCAGACCCCCGCUGAGCUCUACAAUGCCAUUCUGGUGGACACGCCUCUGGCGGCUUUUUUCCAGGACUGCAUCUCAGAGCAAGACCUGGAUGAGAUGAACAUCGAGAUUAUCCGAAACACACUCUACAAGGCCUACCUGGAGUCUUUCUACAAGUUCUGUGCCCUGCUGGGCGGCACCACGGCCGAUGCCAUGUGCCCCAUCUUGGAGUUUGAAGCCGAUCGCCGGGCCUUCAUCAUCACCAUCAACUCCUUCGGCACAGAGCUGUCCAAGGAGGACCGUGCCAAGCUCUUUCCGCACUGUGGGCGGCUCUACCCUGAGGGCCUGGCCCAGCUGGCUCGGGCUGAUGACUAUGAGCAGGUUAAGAACGUGGCUGACUACUAUCCGGAGUACAAGCUGCUCUUUGAGGGUGCAGGCAGCAACCCUGGAGACAAGACACUGGAGGACCGAUUCUUUGAGCAUGAGGUGAAGCUGAACAAGUUGGCCUUCCUGAACCAGUUCCACUUUGGUGUCUUCUACGCCUUUGUGAAGCUCAAGGAGCAGGAAUGCCGCAACAUCGUAUGGAUCGCCGAGUGCAUUGCCCAGCGCCACCGCGCCAAGAUCGACAACUACAUCCCCAUCUUCUAGCGCCCUGACCCAAGGCUCCCCACGAAUGCACU
Molecule: messenger RNA, 1180 nt
Organism: Orycteropus afer afer
Lineage: Eukaryota; Metazoa; Chordata; Mammalia; Tubulidentata; Orycteropodidae
Gene: ATP6V0D1
Product: ATPase H+ transporting V0 subunit d1
Biological process (GO): vacuolar acidification; proton transmembrane transport; vacuolar transport
Cellular component (GO): vacuolar proton-transporting V-type ATPase complex; proton-transporting V-type ATPase, V0 domain; lysosomal membrane
Molecular function (GO): proton-transporting ATPase activity, rotational mechanism
Source: RefSeq, a predicted model, not a curated record